Molecule: messenger RNA, 1137 nt
Organism: Hyla sarda
Lineage: Eukaryota; Metazoa; Chordata; Amphibia; Anura; Hylidae
Product: interleukin-1 beta-like
Exons: 7
Coding region: 75-920 (281 amino acids)
Biological process (GO): cytokine-mediated signaling pathway; cellular response to lipopolysaccharide; immune response
Molecular function (GO): interleukin-1 receptor binding; cytokine activity
Source: RefSeq, a predicted model, not a curated record
GGGGCACACACAGAUAACAUUAAGGAUAAGACUCGCUCUACAGUUUACAGCUUUUAUUUAAGACAGAAGACAUAAUGGCAGUGGCAGCAGUUCCCGAAAUAAAUGACAUUUCAAUGGAAUACAGUGAGCAUGUUGAAGAAUUUUACUCUGAAGACUUGUCUAUCCAAACAAAGUGCAACACAAAGUGCGUACAAUGGAAUCACCAUGAGGAGCACUGGUCUACUUACCUUUCUGAAAUAAAGCCUGAAAUAAGGAAGCCAAGAAAACAGAUGAGCUCCUUUAGGAAAGCCAUAAUGCUUGUCGUAAUUAUAGAAAAGCUGAAGGGGAAAAAAAGAUUUGAGAAUCAGUUCUUUUUUGAUGACGAUGACCUGCUGAAUCACAUCCUUGUAGAGGAGGACAUUACCUACAACGAAAUUGAAACUCAACAGGCCUCUAAAUCUCAAUUUCUAUACAAUAAAACAACAGUGCAUGUUAUUCGGGACUACAAACAGAAGUGCUUAGCAUUGCAAGAAGUUCAAGGCAAAGCUCAUCUUGUGGCCUUGUACUUGCAAGGGACGAACAUUGAGCAGGAAGCAAAAAUAUGCGUGGACACCUACAUUACAGCAAAGCCCGAUAUAAACAAACGUCCAGUCACAUUGGGAAUUGCAGGCCGCCAACUCUACUUAUCUUGCACUAUUGAAGAAGGGGAGCCUGUUCUGCACUUGAGGGAAGUAGCUGAUAUUAAAGAAAAAAAGAAUGAUGACUUGUUGCCCUACAUCUUCUACAAACAACGGGGGAACAAUAAGUACAACUCAUUUGAAUCGGCGGCCUUCCCAGGCUAUUAUAUAAGCACGUCCCAGGAAGUGAGCCAGAAAGUGCAAAUAAAGCCGCAAGACGAUCAAAUCUUCCUGCACGAGUUCUUGAUAAAUCCAAAUUUUUAGUUUACAGGUCAACCAUUUCUAUGUAUGUACCGUGUACAGAGAGGUCUGGUUCAUCUAAUCUGUUACCUAAGGAGAGUUGUGAAAGUAAUGCUUAUUUUAAGUCAAAUUCUGCAUUAAGCACUUUUAUAAAGUUCUCAGUCAGAGAAAAAAAAUAAGUAACUCACUGAAGAGUUUACAUGUUUUUAUAGUUAUAUAUUUAUGAUAUUAUUGUUUUUAU